GUGAUGGUGACAGCUGUCGUGAGUACUGCUACACCACUACUGUACCUCAGGGACAUUUUGUUUUAAUCUUUACGAACCUUCGACAUAACGACAUGAUGCCAGAGAAAGCUGCUUUUGAAAAAAAAAAUAAUGGUGAUGCUCUUCAUCCGUGCAGUAGUUUUGAAGACUGAAUUCCAGAUACCAGAAGAUUUGCGAUGACAUUAAAAUCCUUGCUACAUUAAGAGAUCGGUAAGAUGGGGAUACCAAUGAAAAACAGGAAGACGAAGAUAGAGAAGCCCAGACCUCUUAAGAUAUGCACCUUAGGGGACCAGUCCAUGGAAAGUGUUCUGUCGGAAAUGGACCUCGUGGCGCAGUAUCUUAACUCCUCAACCUGUGACCGAACUGUUUACCCAGCCAUUGUUGCACUUUGUGAAAACCUGAAGAUGUUUGGACCACAGCUAGAAAAUGUCUAUAAAGAUCAACUUGAUAAAUGCUAUAUAUCUCUCCGAAAUGGUUGCCGUGAUGAUCGUUUGAGUCUAGCUGCUCGGUAUCGCCUUCUUGAAGUGAUAGAACUUCGAGCAAUGCAUUGGCAACCUAAUGAGAACCUCAUCAAUUAUUACAAGCAAAAAUUGGUGCAGAUAGAGGCCGAGGAAGCAGCCCUUGAGGAUCAACAGAAUGAUUCAUUGAGCCAGACAAUACCUAGUACCAUCAUGACUCCAACAAGCACUCCACAAAUGAUGAUUCCAAGUCUUCAGCAGUACCAGCAGACUAUGUACAACCAACAGCAGUCACCCAUACCACAUCCACCCACACCCACACUUCUGGGACCUGGAGAGAUCAUCAGGAGCUCUGGUAAAUUUGCUAAGCCAACUAGAAUCCCUGGAAAGAACUAUUGCAAAGAUGAGGUAGUGAUUCGUAAUGCUGAUUCUGGCAAAGUUAUGGGAAUAAAGGGCAGGCGGGUUCACAUGAUUGAGGAGCUUUCUGAAACCAUCAUCUCAUUCCAGAGAGUUGCCCCCGGUGCUCGAGAAAGACUUGUUCAGAUUACGGGACCAGCAGAGGAAAACAUCAACCAAGCUAAGCAUCUCAUAGAGGAGACAAUAAGACGCAAUGCCUCUCCAGUCCGAGGCGAUGAAAGAGGAUCCAUCUUCACUACUCUUGGAGGAUCAUCAUCAUCUAUCUCGUCCCAUACCUCUGAUGAAACUCUGCAAGUGCUUCGGAAGUAUCUCUCUCUUGAUGAGAUAUCGCUCAGUUCUCGGCGUUCAGGCUCGAAGAGGAACACCCUUGUCCACAGCCAGUCUAUGGGAGAUGACCCCUUAGGAGAAUAUCGCUACACUGUCACCCAUGGAAGCGAUGUUCUGAGGAUCACUGGAAAUAACUUGCAUCUUGUCAGGACGGCAAAAUUGGUGCUAGACGAGUUCUUCAGUGGUGAAAGGAAUUUAAACAACAUUGCUCUGCUCCUUGGUACAGAUGCAAGCAGUGAACCAGUGGCUGACUCAACAACUACGACAAGUCAGGGCCGACAACCAUCUCCAACUGUACAGACUCCCACCACUGAUCUAGACCUAACUGGUGAAAGUUUCAAAGGGGGUGUCGUUACAGUCGUGCGCCAACCUCUCUUUCCAUCUUCUUCAAAGGAGGCUAUAGAAUCUGCAGAGUCUAGCAGCCAGCCUGGUGAUCAGAGCUCAAAGAAUCGAAGAGCUCUCUUCCAGAAGACGAGUGAGGAUCGUGCCAAUGGGGACGAUGCGGGGCCCUCCACUCCUGGUACCACUAGUCCCAUGCUCGAGGCUGUGGUGGACCCUCUUCCUGCUGUUCCUGCUCGCCGCUGCUACACUCGAGCCUUCCUUGUCCAAUGUGCUUCUUCUCCCUUAAGUCGCCUCACCCCUGACAACUGGUCCCAAGUGGUGAAACAGACACCUAUAGUAUUCAAGAAGAACUGGCAAUACCUGUCCGGGGUGGUAGCGACACUGAAUGAACAAGGUGAAGCUGCUGUUAAUAGUGUGCCAUCAUAUCUACAGGCAAGUGAUCUUGAAGAUGCAGCUGUGCUAGCAAAGAGAGAGCUUCGAUGGACACUCGUCAGAACAAUGUCUACAACCGAAGAGGAUGACAAUGGAAACAAUGCUACAUAGAUGGUUGUGAAGUCUGUCACAUUUACUAGUUACUUGUAUAAGAUACUUUUAAGCUGUGUAGAAAAAACUUUACAAUGACAGUAUGUAUGAUGUAUAUAAAUAUUUUCUUCCUUGGAGAUAGUUAUUGGUUAGUUUCCUCAAGGAAGGUGCCUUGAUGCCAGUGAGCUCUUGAUCCAAGGAAUUGGAUCUAUCAUUGCCUCCCAUUUCCCUAGGCACUGUAUGACCCCCUACUGGUGUAGUGCCACUUCCCUUUUCCCUAGUGAAUGUAAUAUUGGUUUGUUGGAAUGACAAACCUCCUGUAGCUAGCAUUAAAAUGUAACUAAAACACAAAUUAGCUGAUGCCAUCUUAUCUGGUAUACCAUUAUCAGUAUGUUUAAAAAAAAACUAAGUUAAAUUAAAUACAAAUGAAGGAAGGUGGAGAUGGUCUAUUUCUGCUUAAGUUAAAAGGGGAAGUAAAAAAAAAGUUUAAGCACUGCUUAUGACCCCCUUCGGGUUUAGCGCUUGUUUGAUAAUUUUAAGUAUGCACUUAAUACAGUAUUAUAUUCACAUAUAUUGCUAAUUAUUAUUAUAAUCAAAAAGAAGCGCUAAGCCACAAGGGCUAUACAUCACACAUAUUGCUAAACCUGUUGGGGUUAUUCAGCAUUAUGUACUAGAAGCUGUAUAGUCCUUGUGGCUUAGCGCUUCUUUUUGAUUAUAAUAAUAAUAAUAUGUACUAGAAAAAGUAUGCCUAAUUAUUGUAUUAUAUAUUGGUUGACAAUGUAGCUUUCAGAUAUUGUCUAAACUUGUCAGUAGGUGAUCGUUUUCAAAAUUCCAUAGCAUCAGUAGUCAUUUCUCAACAUAAAGCAAGCUCAUUUCCCCCUCUAUAUAGCUGGAGCUUUGCUGGCCAAAUUUUUAAAACUGAACAGUAGUCAUUUAUAUACUUUGCUUUCCUAUUUUAAAUAAGUGAUUUAUUGUUUAUAUAUAAAUAGCUAAAUGCAUGUGGGUUAUUCAGCACUUGAAGUCAUGUGUAACCAUAAAGUUCUAAACCUUAAAGCAGAAUUUUGUACUUCAGUUAGAGUACAGUGAAUGUUUAAACCAACAGUGGUUCUGUGGUAAGGUUACUGCAAUGUAUUAGCAGCAGAGAUCUUAAUACUUUAGUUAGAUUGCAUGAAUACAUAUCCACCUAUCCUUCAUUUUCUUGUAUAUUAUAAAGCUGUGCCUUCUGAACUUGAAGUUCAGCUCAGACAAGGAUAGAAUGUCCAAAUACCAAAUCAAGCUAGUGCUGUGUGUUAACAGAGAACUUAUUUUUCUAUUUUUUUGUUUUAAUGCAAAUUUUACCAGUCUAGAUAGGUAGCCUGUUAUCAAAGUCUGGCUUUCCAGAUGGUAAAGAAAACUGUGCCCAGCAUAUACAUGUCUAGUUACUCAGGUUUAUAAGCUAUGCAUGCUAAAACAUGGUGCCCCAUUUAUUACAAAUGAAUGUCAAA
This is a messenger RNA of Cherax quadricarinatus, 3568 nucleotides long. RefSeq names its product Eukaryotic translation initiation factor mextil (gene mxt). Gene Ontology annotation, molecular function: RNA binding; eukaryotic initiation factor 4E binding; translation initiation factor activity. Gene Ontology annotation, cellular component: cytoplasm; RNA cap binding complex. The record is from RefSeq and is a predicted model, not a curated record. Lineage: Eukaryota; Metazoa; Arthropoda; Malacostraca; Decapoda; Parastacidae. Gene Ontology annotation, biological process: positive regulation of translation; regulation of formation of translation initiation ternary complex.